CUGAAGUUAGAUUUUGAGAUAACACUGACCUCGGCUUGGGUAAGAUACGAAAGUGUAGAGAAAAGAAUGAGCUAAAGUGCAAAAGAGUGAGAAAGGCCCGCGCACCUUGCUUAUGGUCGUAGUGUUCUUAGUAACACUUGGGGGGGGAAAGGUAGAUGACUAUUCGUUGUACAACAUAAACAACAAACCAAGAUGAUGGAGAGAUGUAGAUCAGGAUGCAGAGAUUGCAGUAACCUAUGACUCAUGAAAAACUACAACCAAUACUGGUCACACCCAAAACCUUAUUCCAUUUUCUGCAGACUGUAGUCCCCCCCAUGAGAUGUCAGUAGCGAUGGCACCUAAAUUUUCUUCAAUGUCUGGACCUUGCAGACUUUGCUUUAAGGCUGCCAAGUGGUUGCCAGUCUUAUUUAUUGUAACAGCUGUGGUAUGGUCAUACUAUGCCUAUGUCAUCCAGCUGAAUUUAUUCUCCAUUGACAGCAUCAUUGAAAAAAGCUUUUACUUAUUUGUUUACCACAUUCUGCUGUUCCUCUUCCUGUGGGCAUAUUGGCAGACAAUUUUCACAGAAAUCGGCAGAGUGCCGAAACAGUUCCGACUACCGCCUUCUGAACUAGAGAGGUAUGAGGCUGCAGAAAGUGAUGAAGUUAGACGUGACAUAUUGGAGAGAUUUACUGAAAAGAACAAUCUCCCAGUAUACAAUCGUACUAUGACAGGAGAUAUACGUUAUUGUGAGAAAUGUGUCCAGAUCAAACCAGACAGAAGUCACCACUGUUCAGUGUGUGGGGAAUGUGUACUGAAGCUAGACCAUCAUUGCCCUUGGGUCAAUAAUUGUGUUGCCUUCACAAACUACAAAUUCUUUGUCUUAUUUUUGGGCUAUGCUCUUAUUUAUUGCCUCUUCAUUGCUGCAACCACUUUGCAAUAUUUCAUCAAAUCCUGGAAGAAUCAGUUGGGAGGAGUGUCGGGAUCAUUCCACAUACUGUUUGUCUUUUUUGUGUCCAUCAUGUUUGCAAUCAGUCUGGUAUCCUUGUUUGGGUAUCACAUCUUCCUUGUUUCCAAGAACAGGUCCACUCUGGGUAAGAGAUACUGAUUUUGUUAUACCUUA
Molecule: messenger RNA, 1099 nt
Organism: Penaeus indicus
Lineage: Eukaryota; Metazoa; Arthropoda; Malacostraca; Decapoda; Penaeidae
Product: palmitoyltransferase ZDHHC20-A-like
Exons: 8
Coding region: 320-1084 (254 amino acids)
Molecular function (GO): palmitoyltransferase activity
Source: RefSeq, a predicted model, not a curated record